UAAACAGCCGCUUUACACUAAUUAGCCCCCAACACAAUUUACGCGAUGUCUCGAAACAGUCGCCACUGCACGGCUUCCCACAGUCGACUCGCGACACUCCACCAUGUUGGUUCAGAUUCUCAUCAUGAUGUACCUCGCUACCUGCCUCGUCUUUUAUGUAGCUCACGUUAUAGACUAUUAUAUAACCGUGCUUUAAUUGACUUUUUAAGUGUCAUGUGGCUGGUGACAGUUUGGAGGUUCAAGCGGCUUGAUGAGGACGAAGCGACGACAUCCGGCCUGACGGACGGCGCGCAGGGCGACGUGCAGAACCGCGUCAUCUUCGUCAACCGACCGCAGCCGCAGAAGUUUCUCUCCAACAAAGUGUCCACCGCCAAAUACAGCGUGGCGUCGUUCUUGCCCCUGUUCCUGUUUGAGCAGUUCCGGCGCUACUCCAACUGCUUCUUCCUGCUGAUAGCGCUGCUGCAGCAGAUCCCCGACGUGUCCCCCACGGGCCGGUGGACCACAUUAACACCGCUCUUCUUCAUUCUCUUCGUGUCCGCCGUCAAGGAGAUCCUCGAGGACUUUAAACGACACCGUGCCGAUGACGAGACGAACAACCGGCGCUGCGACGUGCUUCGUCAAGGACGCUGGAUGUCGCUACGCUGGUCCGAGCUGCUCGUCGGAGACAUCGUCAAAGUGCUCAACAACCAGUUCUACCCCGCUGACCUGGUGCUGCUGUCCACCAGCGAACCUCAAGGGAUUGUUUUCAUCGAGACAUCGAACCUGGACGGCGAGACCAACCUGAAGAUCAGGCAGGCGUCGCCGGAGACAGUCCGGCUUGAGGAUGCCGACUUGCUGGCCUCGUUUGCGGCCACCAUACAGUGCGAGCCCCCCAACAGGCAUCUCUACGAGUUCAACGGGCUGCUUAAGGAGGCCAAUUCCAAAACGAUUUCACUGGGGCUGGAGCAAAUGAUGCUGCGAGGCUCCAUGCAGCGCAACACGGCGUGGCUGUACGGCGUCGUGGUGUACACGGGCCACGAGACCAAGCUCAUGAAGAACUCCACCAAAGCACCCUUGAAGCGAUCAUCGAUAGACAAGCAGACGAACACACAGAUCCUGAUGCUUUUCAUCUUGCUGUUGGUGCUGUCCGUGGUGAGCGCGGCCUUCAACGAGCUCUGGCUGCACCGCCGCGGGAACAAGGACUGGUACAUAUCGCUCAAGGACGCGGUGAACCUAAACUUCGGUUUUAACUUUUUGACAUUUUUAAUAUUGUACAACAAUCUUAUACCCAUAUCGUUACAAGUCACUGCUGAAAUAGUUAGGUUUUUCCAAGCGAAGUUCAUAGCGUUGGACAGCGAGAUGUACCACGCACCCACGGACACACCGGCGCAGGCGCGCACCUCCAACCUGAAUGAGGAGCUCGGCAUGGUCAAGUACAUCUUCAGCGACAAGACCGGCACCCUCACCGCCAACAUCAUGGAGUUCCACAAGUGUUCCAUCGCCGAGAUAAUGUACAAUCGCCCAGGCCCCAACGAGCCGCUGGAGCAGACGCAACUAUACCAAAACCUGUUGCUGAACCACCCCACCAGUCCCGUCAUCCGCGAGUUCCUGACCAUGCUGGCCAUCUGCCACACCGUCAUACCCGAGCAAGAGGGCGGCAAGAUCAACUAUCAUGCCGCUUCACCAGAUGAACGCGCGCUAGUGCUAGGCGCGGCGAUGUACGGUUACGUGUUCACAACGCGGACACCGAAGACAGUCACCAUCGAUGCGGGCGGCGAGUCACUCACGUUCCAGGUGCUCAACGUCAUCGACUUCACGUCCGCGAGGAAGCGCAUGUCGCUCAUCGUGCGCACGCCCACAGGCGAUAUAAAGCUGUACUGCAAGGGAGCGGACUCCGUGAUCUACACACGCUUAGCGCGCGGUCCGGAGCAGGCCGUGUUCGGCGCCGCCACGUUAGCCCAUCUCGAGGCCUUCGCGGCCGAGGGGCUGCGGACACUCGUGUUCGCCGUGGCCGACAUAUCUCCAUCUGUGUACGAGGAAUGGGCGAACACGUACCACAAGGCGAGCGUGGCCAUCCAGAACCGCGAGGAGAAGAUCGAGGAGGCGGCCAACCUCAUCGAGACCAACCUGCGCCUGCUCGGCGCCACCGCCAUCGAAGACAAGCUGCAGGACGGCGUGCCAGAGACGAUAGCGGCGUUGCUGAAAGCCAAUAUAAACGUGUGGGUGUUGACGGGGGACAAGCAGGAGACCGCCAUCAACAUCGCGCACUCGGCGCAGCUCAUCAACACCAACAUGCCGCUCAUGAUCCUCAACGAGGACAGCCUGGAUGCCACACGAGAGAUUAUCGCUCGUCAUUCAGCCGACUUCGGCGAGAACCUGCGCAAGCAGAACGAAGUAGCCCUCAUCGUGGACGGCAAGACGCUCACCUACGCCAUGGGCUGCGACCUCAAAAAGGACUUCCUGGACCUCUGCAUCUCCUGCAAGGUGGUCGUUUGCUGCCGCGUCUCUCCUAUACAGAAAGCCGAGGUGGUGGAGAUGGUGUCGGCGGCGACAGGCGCGGUGACGCUGGCCAUCGGCGACGGCGCCAACGACGUGGCCAUGAUCCAGCGCGCCAGCGUCGGCGUCGGCAUCUCCGGCGUCGAGGGGCUGCAGGCCGUCUGCGCAUCCGACUACAGCAUCGCGCAGUUCCGUUUCCUGCUGCGGCUGCUGCUGGUGCACGGCGCGUGGAACUACUCGCGCAUCAGCAAGCUGAUCCUGUACUCCUUCUACAAGAACAUCUGCCUCUACGUCAUCGAGCUCUGGUUCGCCAUGUACUCGGCCUGGUCGGGCCAGAUCCUGUUCGAGCGGUGGUCGAUAGGUUUCUACAACGUGAUCUUCACGGCGUGGCCGCCGUUCGCCAUCGGCCUCUUCGACAAGCUGUGUUCACCAGAAAUCAUGAUCAGGCAUCCCGUGCUAUACCUGCCAUCGCAGCAAGGCCUGCUGUUCAACGUACGAGUCUUCUGGGUGUGGAUGAUCAACUCGCUAAUCCACUCCGUUCUGCUGUUCUGGCUGCCGGUGCUCAUGACCGAACAGCACGUCCUGUGGCCCCACGGGAAGGACGGCGGGUACCUGGUGCUCGGCAACAUCGUCUACACGUACGUGGUACUAACGGUGUGCCUAAAGGCCGGGCUGGCCACGCACUCGUGGACGUGGGUCACUCACGUCGGCAUCUGGGGCUCGCUGGCCAUGUGGUUCCUGUUCAUCCUCAUCUACAGUAACAUCUACCCAGUGGUGCUGAUCGGCAGCGUGAUGCGCGGGAUGGACCGGAUGGUGUUCACCUCCGCUGUGUUCUGGCUCGGGCUGGUCCUCAUCCCCGUGGCUACCCUCGCUCCCGACCUGCUCGUCACUGUCAUCCACAACAGCGCGUUCAAGUCUAUGACGGAGGCGGUGCGAGAAAGCGAGAUCAAGCAGCGCGACCCCGCCGACCUGCUCGACCAGCCGCGACACUCCCUCACGGAAACGGCGCGGCUGCUCCAGAACGUCCGCAGUGUCUUCAGCCGCCGCACCACGCGCGUCAACCUCGAGCUUGAGCUGUCCCAUGGGUUCGCGUUCUCUCAAGAGGAGGGCGGGAGCGUGUCGCAGUCGGACGUCAUCCGCGCGUACGACACCAGGCGGCCGAGGACGCGCCGCUCCUGAAGCUCGGCGCGGCAGGCGACGCGCCGCUAAACUGCCGCGAGGCAGACGCGCCGCUCCUAAACUGCCACGCAGACGUCGCGCCGCCGCUACAUUGGCGCGAGGCAACCGACUGCGACGCCGAGAGCUGACGCCCCGAGCG
Cydia splendana is the source of this 3793-nucleotide messenger RNA. RefSeq names its product probable phospholipid-transporting ATPase IA (gene ATP8A). The transcript is spliced from 24 exons. Gene Ontology annotation, biological process: phospholipid translocation. Gene Ontology annotation, cellular component: plasma membrane. The record is from RefSeq and is a predicted model, not a curated record. Bases 46 to 3654 code for a protein of 1202 amino acids. Gene Ontology annotation, molecular function: ATP hydrolysis activity; magnesium ion binding; ATPase-coupled intramembrane lipid carrier activity. NCBI's taxonomy places the organism in Eukaryota, Metazoa, Arthropoda, Insecta, Lepidoptera, Tortricidae.